AUGGCGGCCACGUUGUGUCAGGGUUUAGGCUUCGUUCUGAGUUUGAUAGGAAUAGCGGGAAUAAUCGCGGCGACAGGGAUGGACCAGUGGGCCACACAAGACCUCUUUGACAACGUUGUGACAGCCGUGUACUCGUACUCGGGCCUGUGGAGGUCCUGUGUUAGGCAGAGCUCCGGCUUCACAGAGUGUCGACCAUACUUCACCAUCCUCGGCCUGCCAGCUCUGCUCCAAGCCGUCCGAGCCUUGAUGAUUGUCGGGAUUGUCCUUGGCGCUAUCGGCUUACUGAUCGCCAUAUUCUCACUGAAGUGCUUGAAAAUGGGGAACAUGGAGGACAACUUGAAAGCCACCAUGACUCUGUCGGCUGGGAUCAUGCUUCUCCUUGCAGGUGUCUGUGGGAUUGCUGGGGUGUCAGCCUUUGCUAAUUUGAUUGUACAAAGUUUUCAGUUCACUACAUUUGCCAGUGGAUUCAGCAAUGUUGGUGGAAUAACAGGAGCUCUGACGCCAAGGUAUACUUUUGGCCCUGCACUUUUCGUGGGUUGGAUCGGUGGCGCUAUCUUGUUCAUCGGUGGCAUCUUGAUGUGCCUGGCCUGCCGUGCAAUGACGCCAGAGAAACAGCGGUAUGAUGGGAUGGCCUACAAAGCUGCCUCCCAGAACACGAUGUACAGGCCUGACACCAGAUCCCAGCCCGUCUACAACGACUCCUACAAAGCUCAGAGUAUGGAUGGAAGGCAGACAAACCAGAGAUUUGACUACGUGUAG
Molecule: messenger RNA, 759 nt
Organism: Neolamprologus brichardi
Lineage: Eukaryota; Metazoa; Chordata; Actinopteri; Cichliformes; Cichlidae
Product: claudin-18-like
Cellular component (GO): membrane; bicellular tight junction
Molecular function (GO): structural molecule activity
Source: RefSeq, a predicted model, not a curated record